AUGACUAAUGAAGACGACCAAACACCGAUAUUAAAGAAUAAACUAACGAUUAACAUCAAUGACGUUGAUGAUGAAUUGAUUCUCAAUAAAAAUCAAAUCCAAAAAGUUCAAUGCCCAACAUGCCGUGGAAAUGGAAAAAUUUAUAGAACUGACUCAAGUGGUUUGGUUGUAUUAAUUCCAUUGUGCGAUAAACGAUUAAAACCAAAACAUACAUGGAUUUGGAUACUAUUAACAUUUUCGUUUUGUUUCAUAUUUGCAUUUACUUGCAUAUUUUUUCUUUUACCACGUUUAGUACUUCUUCAAGUAACAAAUAGUUUAGUUAUUGAUGAUGUUAAUUCUACACGAACAAAUUCGACAUUUUCUAUGAGAUUCCUAUAUCAUUUUACUCUAAAUUCAAAAAACUAUAUUCCAGUUAACUUGAUCAAUGUUACAUGUGUGAUCGAAGAUGAUUUGGAGAUUGUUGGAAGAUCCUACAAACUCUAUUCAAACAAUAUUCGAAUAUUACCACGUGCAAUAUUAAAUUUAUCCAUACCGUUGGAAUUAGAAUUUCGAAAUACAACCGUACCGUUCCGUCAAUGCCAAGGCCAAUUUAAACAAAUGUUAUUAAUGAAAAUAGAAACUUUAGUCAUCUACAACGAUCUACUAGCACGAUCGCAAAGUACAUCACUAACAUCUUAUCAAUAUGCUUUAUGUAAUAAAGGUAUUUGGAUCAAAUAA
Didymodactylos carnosus is the source of this 717-nucleotide messenger RNA. Lineage: Eukaryota; Metazoa; Rotifera; Eurotatoria; Philodinida; Philodinidae. The record is from the annotation of a GenBank genome assembly.